Xenopus tropicalis (tropical clawed frog) is the source of this 3553-nucleotide messenger RNA. It is a transcript of the gene sh2d2a, whose product is annotated as SH2 domain containing 2A. NCBI's taxonomy places the organism in Eukaryota, Metazoa, Chordata, Amphibia, Anura, Pipidae. Bases 171 to 1829 code for a protein of 552 amino acids. The transcript is spliced from 9 exons. The record is from RefSeq and is a predicted model, not a curated record.
CUAAGCAAGUUGUCAGGCUGGGUUCAGGCAGUGCGAUGGGGCUCUGUGGCUAGCAGUUUCCUGCAAACAGCCUGAGGAACCAUUCAUGCACACAGAACUUAGCCAGCCGGAGCCCAGCUUACUCAGUGGGACCAUCACUGCUGCUCCAACCAGGACCCCAAAUCACUGCUAUGAAUUAUCAACAGGAUUUUCCUAAUGUCCUCUUCACUACCUUCAAACCUCUUCCUGCUAACAAGGAAGAACCUCAAAGACCUCCUUCUGCAGAUUCUCACUUGGUCAUCUCCAAAGAAGUGAAAGCGGUAAUCCAAGAUGGAGAUAGAAAGAUGGAAAGUAGGAAGAAUGAAGUUCCUCCCUCACAGAAUGGUGCCCCAAAAGAUAAUUCUAGGAAUCCAGUGGGCACUCUGAAAGAACAGACGCACAACUGGUUUGAAAAGACACAGAGGAUGAGGCUUAUCAAGAAUGGGGUGUUCCCAGAGUGGUUCCAUGGAUUUGUUACUCGCAAGAAGACAGAGGAGAUGCUGGAAGUUAAGCCUCCAGGAUGUUUCCUUAUCCGUUUCUGUGAAAGCCGAGUCGGGUUUGUCCUUUCAUACAGAGGCGCUGAGCGUUGUCGCCAUUUCAUGCUUGACCUGCUGCAAGAUGACCGGUAUGUGAUCGAGGGAGAGGACAGUGCCCACCGCAGCCUACAAGAGUUGAUAGAUCAUUACCAUGUGUAUCCUGUAGAACCCCACAAAGAGCGGCUCACUACAGCCUGUGCUAAGAAAGCUAUAAGAAAGGAUUGCAGUGGCCCCUUGCAAAAUCAAGCUGAUGAAAAUAAAAAGGAGAAAAUGUACAGCAGUGUCGCUAAGGAAGCCACUGUACCAAGUGACCCAAAGCUUUCAACACCUGUUUUUCCUGAAGAAAGAGAGGACGUGCUGGCCAAAAUAAAAAUCAAGAAGCUUUUGAGUAAGGACUCCAGUGGCUCCUUGCAAAAUCAAGCGGAUGAAAAUCAAAAGGAGAAAAUGUACAGCAGCGUCACUAAGGGGGGAAAUGCACCAAGUGGCCCAAAGCUUUCUCCAUCCAAUUCUCUUGAAGCAAGAGAGGACGACUUACUGUCCAAAAUAAAACCCAAGGUUAAAAAUCUGUCACCUCCGCCUAGAACAAAACAGCCCAUUUCAAGAGAAGAAUCCCUAAAAUACUCAGUGCAAGAGACUGAACCAGCGGCAUAUGCACUGGUCAAGAAGAUGCCAGCAGGCACGGCUCAAAACAAAUCCAGGACACCUCUAGCAGAAGAUCCUUAUUCUACCCUAGAGGAACUACAUACGUACUCCGAUCUUCCCGGAUGGGUGGCAGAAGACCCUCAACUUUUUAAUGAAAUGCAAGAACCUAUAGCCUUUUAUGCCAUGGGACGUGGGUCUUGCAAGAACAAUCAGGAGAACAUUUAUUCUGAGGUGGACCUCCAUGCAGUGGCAUCUCAUGGACUCCAAAAAGGGUCUUCAUGUGGAGCUACCACUACUACUCAUCCAAAGGCCAUCAACAAACCUUUGAAGAAAACUACACCUUUCCACUCUUCUUUUCGCCAGAAGAAACAGUCAACUUUGCAGUUAGAAGACUGCGGCAGAUCAUGGGAAAACUCAUUAAAGCCUCUCUCUGAAUCCAAGGUAUCCAAAACACGGAAAAAUAAAAAGCUUCAGUUUGACGACCCAACGUAUGCAAAGCCUAUACAACAUCAAGUUGUCCCACAGCUUUCCCCCAACCAAGAGGAAGAUCCGGAAGACAUCUAUGAAAAGAUCAAAGAUGACUGCGUCCAAAUGUCUAAAAACAAUCGAUCAGCCAAUAACAAACCAAGCUGAUGGACAGGAAAAAAACAUGCAAUGACUCUCUCGAAUGCUCAGACCCUAAAAUGAGGUCUGUCACCUGCACUUUAGGGGGAAAUAAAUCUUCAAUUUAUGACCCGGAACAGAGUAACUGGGCUCUACUUCAAGAAAAAUACUCCACAUUUAAAGAAGGGUUUAAUUUCACUUUUUUAUGAAUGUUCCAGAAAAGGACAUCAUAGCUCAGUGGUUUCCAAAGUGUAAGGGAUGACCCCGAUUUAGGACUUGGAGCAGUGAGAAGGAGCUCAGAUGGAAGGUGAAUUACAGUAACAUUUGGCUGUGCUCUUUUAUCUACAUCUGAAUUUGAGGUCAAGGUGGGGAGUUAAAGCUUAUACACACCACCCUAGAUAUUCUUUGAACUAUGUGUGAAUGACUGAUACAACAAUAUGUCCCUACAUGUGAAAAUGAUGUUCAGUAGCUGUUGUUCAAAAGCUCUAACACACCAGCGACCCCUGCUGGACAAUAUUAGGAGACCUUCAACCAUCCCACAUUUUUUAUUCUGGAUUAAGUGGCUUUCAGAACAUGAAUGGUUAUGCAAAUAAAAGAUAAUAAAAUAAUUUGUUAAAUGUGUAUCUUUGGAUAUAUCAGAUGUCCAGAAUCUACUAGGCUGCUUAGAUGAAACAUUAUAUAUCGGUAUCUACAGACUAGUAUCUGUUUGAGUAAAGUGCAUUUACAAAUUCAUUGGCCAUGUUUUUUUGUUCCUUCCAUAAUCCAGCAUUUUUCCCAGAAUUCCAGUGUUGCACUUUCUAAUACUCCAUUAUUAAAACUGGGAUCUUCAUUGUGUUGUUUUAAGAAAGCACAAGUUCAUGACUACCCCAACACCAUUGGGACAAAGUAAAAAAAAUGCAUUUAUUAGUUCAGGAAUAACAUUUAAAAUGGUGGAAACUAUAGUAGCAAAUGGGGGGGGGGGGGGAACAGCCAGACAGCAGGGGAACCAAUGGGCUCUGUCCCUUGCUUGACAUUUGAGAAGCCAGUGAUCACAUCUCAGGGGUCACAGAAAAAUAUACAUGUCACAUUUUGUCUUGACUUGCAAGCUAGAUUUAUUGUUAGGGUUGUGCUUGUGGUGCUACUGUACUAUUAGGGGCUUCAAACAUAUUAAAACACAGGCAGUAGGGCUGCUAUUUACCACGGGCAGGGGUUAAAAGUGCCGGAAUGCUUAAGAGUCCAUACCCCCUGUAAUUAAUACCUGCAGGAAAUUCCACUUUCACCCCUAUAUUCGCCAUUAUAUGCUAGGCAGCCAUGCCUAAGUGUCAUGGGGUUUGAGACGCUUAACAAAAUGGUUUCCAAAAGGACAUGAAUAUCUCAUGUCUUGUCCCGCAGAAUCAUUGUAACAACGAUACGCUGUUCAGAAUAUCCAUGGCCAAAAUUUUUAGCAGGUUUUGUUUCUAUACUGCAGAACAUGUGGGAAAGAAAGAGACGUAAAGCUGGAUGUUAUGUGCUGCCCUUUUGGAACGCUGGCAUUUCAGGAACGUGUCGGCUGGCACAGAAUGGGCUUCAUUUACUUAGCUCUCCAGAUUGCCAUUAGGUCCUAUGGCACAAGGCUGAAAUUUGAGUGCUCUUCUUUGGGCAGCAGAGAUCCUGUGUAGUCAAGCACCACCCUGCAGUUUUUUAUUUUUUUGUAUUUGAACGGGAGACACUCUGCCCCUGUCAGACACUGGCACUCACAUUGGCUUCCAGGGCAUAUCCUACCUGAGUGGCUGCAC